Naegleria fowleri is the source of this 1254-nucleotide messenger RNA. RefSeq lists its product as uncharacterized. The transcript has a single exon. The record is from RefSeq and is a predicted model, not a curated record. Bases 1 to 1254 code for a protein of 417 amino acids. NCBI's taxonomy places the organism in Eukaryota, Heterolobosea, Eutetramitea, Acrasida, Naegleriidae.
AUGAAGACCAAACAUCAGUCCCACCUUCCUCAGGUCAAACAUGAUGCCUCUCUUCUCUAUGAAUUGGAUUUGACCUCUCCAAGUCAAGUACAAGCUGAUCGUUCCGAGAGGAACAAAAAGGAAAAUACAAAGUUUGAAGCCACUCCCUUUGAUGAAAAGAUUAAAAAGAAUUCAAAGAUGAAAUUACUCAUUAACUCAAUCAAGGCUAGAUGGAAAUUACAUUUAAAUAAUUUACCACUGAAUAAUAAUCUUUCUAGAAAUUCAAAUAAUAGUGAUGAUAAUGAUGAAGAAACAGUCCAGGAUGAAUUAAAUCAUCAUGAACACUAUGAAGCAGAAACAUCAUCUACGGUUCCGAAAUUUAUUCAAGUAUCGAAUUUUUACAGGAACCAACUUUCAAAAAACAUUUCUGAAUUUGAAAACGAAAAUCCUGUUGGAUAUUUCUUUUCUUCACAAUGUAAGAAGAAUCUCAUAACUUCCAAGUUACCUGAAUCAAAACCUAAAGAAAAUUAUACAAUGAGCAAUCCUUUUGGCCACAAUGCGAAUAGAGGCAAAAAAGAAAAGAAAAAGAUUGAUCAUAUUAAAAACAAGAUGGCUGGAUGGGGCCAAUUUUCGAAAUGGAUGAAUUUUAACUUGGAAAAGGUUAUGCCAUGUAGAUGCCAUGCAUGUGAAUUUGAGAGAUUUGAAAAACGGUUUGAUCCUACUCGUGUGAAGGUUAUCCUUUUAGUGGAUUUUGAUAGUUGGGCAACAGAUGAAUUGAGUUUGGAUUUUCAAAAGUUAAAAAAUGUUGGAAUUACUAAUGAGGACAUUUCACAUAUGUAUUUAUGGUGCUUUUAUAAUGGAUACAUUUAUGAAAAGGGAAUGAAAAAAGAUAACUCUAAAAAUGUAUUUGAUUGCUAUAAUUUCAUUAUGGAUAAUGAUGAUUCAAGUUCAUCCAAAGAAGAAACAAAGGUCAAGGAGCAAUACAGAGAAUUAAGAAAGCAGUAUCAACAUACAAUUUUGGGUUCAUUUGAUUCGAUAGGCAAUUUGCAAAUGUCACAAUCCAAUUUACAACCUCAAUCUGCUGAUUUGGCAAUUCUCUCCACUUUAGAAUAUUUAUGCAACAAAUUCUCAACACAAAACAAUCCUCCAAAAAUUUGUGUUAUCACUCGAGAUCGAGAAUUAUCAAACACAUCUAAGUGUCUCAACAGUUCUCUCAUUCACACACCAUUCGGCACUGUUAAUUAUGUCUUUAAGAAGGCUAAAAAAUUGAUUUGA